Columba livia (rock pigeon) is the source of this 3130-nucleotide messenger RNA. RefSeq names its product boule homolog, RNA binding protein (gene BOLL). Gene Ontology annotation, cellular component: cytoplasm. NCBI's taxonomy places the organism in Eukaryota, Metazoa, Chordata, Aves, Columbiformes, Columbidae. Gene Ontology annotation, biological process: 3'-UTR-mediated mRNA stabilization; positive regulation of translational initiation. The transcript has 12 exons. The record is from RefSeq and is a predicted model, not a curated record. Gene Ontology annotation, molecular function: translation activator activity; mRNA 3'-UTR binding. Bases 166 to 1041 code for a protein of 291 amino acids.
AAGGGGCAGAACCGCCAGCCUCCCGGGGGCGGGCCCCGGCACAGACCCCCGCCCGCCUCCCCUCAGCACCGCCGGCCGUUGCCGGUGCCCGCCGGCCGUGAGGCGGGGCCGCGGGGCGCGUGCCGGCAACGUGCCCGCGUUGAGGCGGUGGCGGCGACGGGACAGAUGGAGCCCGGCUGCGACGGACACACGGAGCCCGACGGCGCGACCACAAAUCAGAUGCAAACAGAAUCUUUAUCUUCAUCUCCAAACGCUGUGUCACCAGUGCCGUUAAAUAAUCUGAUCAGUGUUCCAGGGGUUGGAAGAAUUACUCCAAACCGCAUCUUUGUAGGAGGAAUUGGUUUUAAGACUAAAGAAAGUGAUCUGAGGAAGUUUUUUGCUCAGUAUGGCAGUGUGAAAGAAGUGAAGAUAGUAAAUGACAGAGCUGGAGUAUCAAAAGGGUAUGGCUUUGUUACUUUUGAAACCCAAGAAGAUGCGCAGAAGAUUUUGCAAGAGGCUAAAAAUCUUAAUUAUAGGGAUAAGAAAUUGGAUAUUGGCCCAGCAAUAAGAAAACAACAUAUACGAAGUUCUGGUUCUGCUGUAGUACCAGAAGCUGGUACAAUGUACUUAACUACUUCAAGUGGAUAUCCUUACAUUUACCAUAAUGGAGUGGCUUAUUUUGAUAUGCCUGAGGUUGCUUCUGUUUCACAGUCAUUGCCAUUGCGCUCUGCUUCCAGUUCACCGAUGAUGGUAGCUCAACCAGUUUAUCAGUCUCCUGCAUACCACUAUCAGGCAUCAACCCAGUUACUUCCAAGCCAGUGGCAGUGGUCUGUUCCCCAGUCUCCUGCCUCUUCACCUUCAUUCUUGUAUCUGCAACCAUCUGAAGUCGUUUAUCAGCCGGUAGGGAUCACCCAGGACAGUGGCUGCAUACCUACUCUUGUCCUGGUGGAAGCUGCAGUUCCUGAGCUGUAUUCUGAUCAUGGUGUUCAAGCCCCGUAUCAGCCCUAUGCCCAGAAUGCCAUAGCUAUGCCUGUACCUACACUAUGGAACGUUCACUAUUAAGCCAUUUGGGCGGCUCUACUCUACCUGUCCUGAUUUCCUUGUCCAGUCCUUUCCAUAUGACUGCGAUCCAUCCUCACCAUACCAGCCAGCAGCCACCUCUUGGGAAACUUGAGGAAUUGAGGUCACAUUCUGUGAGAAGAAAUUUUUCACAACCUUUGUCUGUGAGUCUGAAACAUCGAUAUACGUGAGGUCCCCAUUUUCAUCCUGGAAAAGAUGAUAGAAUGGAAGAUCCAAUUCUUACAGCACCUUCUUCUACAGAUUCUGUAAAACAGAUUUUUAGCUAUCUGCUUUGUUGCAAUACCUAUCAUGUGGAGGGUGUUCUUCCUGACAUCUAACAUUUCCUUGAAAAUGCUCAAGUUAAAAUACCUCUCCCUUUUGUAAAGAGACACAAUGAAAUUUUGUCUUUUGGACAGGUAAAAGCACAGAAACCAUUAUUUUGUCCUGCAUUACCUUGCCUCAUAAAACAUAGUGUUACAGGACAAAAUGAUGGUUUCUGAUCCACAGCUUACUGUAUAACUUUGGUUACUACCGGGUUGAAAACCAGCAUACUUCUAUUAGAGGGAAAAUUGAAUGCUCAGUUUCUGGAUUACACAAACUUAAAAGAUCCAUUAAUUACAAAGUAAAAGGCAUUUCCUCCACAUACUGACUGUGGUUUAAAAUCUGGUUAUUUAAAUCUAUAUGCAUUUUGUUUCAAUUCCAAUAGAAUUUUUCUCCUUUUUUUGCUAUAAGUAUUCUCUACUUUCAUAACGUGUUCUACUUAUGUGUCAUUUUAGUGUGGGGGAAUAAUAACUUUUUAAAAUGUGGGUUUUAAUUUAAUAAUUUCUUAUCCUCAUAAGAGGCUGUCAUUUUUCUUGCAAUAAACUUGGUUUUAUGGUAAGUUUUUAGCUGUAGAAGAAGGCAAGAAUUGACUUCUUACCAUUACAAGACCAUUGAACUCUUCUACUUCUUUGACCUUUUCUGUUGUCUGUGCAGAACCUGGGAACUCCUUGGCAGUAUGAGGAGCUGAGAUGAAAUGUUACUUUCUCCUCAACUGCAGGAAGGCAAUUUUCUUUCCUUGCUUCUCUUCGCAUUCCCCUUGGAUAGGAUUCCCUCUAUGUUUUAUAGAUGUCAGAUUCCUCAAAAGUUAAAAUGCAGCCGCCUCUGUAAUUAAUAGGAGUGCAAGUUAUUGCUUAUGUAGCACUGAGGUCUUUAUUUAUGCAAAAUAACCUUCAGCUUUUCAGGUUUUUUAUUUGCUCUGUAGUAAUGUGGGGAUUUUAUUUUUGUGUGUGUGAUUGGUUUUUUUCGUUUAGUUAUUCAGGGAUCUUAGAGUGGGCAUUAUAGUCAAUAAAUAAUUGAUACGUAAUAUGUAGAUGUAUUUAAGGCUGGUUCUAGCAGUCAAUAGCAUUAUUUCAUGUUGUACAGGAGGAGAGGUGGAAUCUGGUUCUGUUCUCAUGCUGGUUUGAAAUUGUUUUGCAAGGACAUGCCAUGUAUUAUAUCUUGGUUCCAAGUUUCCUUGGUCACGAGUUUCUACCUUUUGCUAGGUAGAAAAAUCUACACCAAUAGGAUUUAACAGUUUCUGUGUUUAAAAACUUGUUACCAUAGUGCUGUGGGGGAUUGUUUUACCAGUAACUAUCAAAAAAUACAUAUAGCUUGCUGGAUACAUUGGGAUCUUAGCCUGUUUUUGAGUUGGGGAAUACACAUCUGCUGGAGACUGUUGUGGUUGUGAACCAGUCUGUGUCACUAAAAACAUCUGUCCAGUUGUUCUUCAGUUUGAUUUUGAGAUUUCAGAAUUCAUCUAUAUAAAUGUAUUACUCAAGUCUUGGCACAUAGUAACAACAAUUUCCAUGGAAGAAUUAUUACAUAGUAAAUACUUUUUAAGAUGAAGUCAUGUUUCUGAAGUUGCCAAAGAAAGUUUGUAUGUUCUGUUAGAGUCGCAUUUCUUGUAUCAUGAAACAAACACACAUUUGACCCAGGGUUCAAGACACCUACUCCUAAGUGCUUCUUUUUGCAAUUCAUAAUUUACCGAAUGUCACUUCCCUGUUUUCCAAAUGCUUUAGAGAUCAAAGAAGUAAACUCUACAGCAAGUACUAUAAUAAACAACAAAAAAAAA